AUCGAUGAUGGAUGUAAUGAUGUCAACUCAGCAAAAUCAAAGGAAAAUGGGUGUUUGUCGUCGACCUGCUUAUUUUGUGGUUUAAAAACGUAAUUUUAGUGUAAAUAGUGUUACUUUAAUGCUUGAAAAUAUGAAAAACAGUGCUUUGUUAUCCUGAAUUUAUGUUGGCGUUAAGAAUAGACUGUUUGGUUGUGAUGUAAAAUCGAUAAAAUUGGAUGUCGUGAUCGUGCUACUAAAAACAAAAAGAGAAAUCAAAUGCCAUCAGGAUGUACUUCUCGAUAGGAUGGCCCCGAGUAAUCAAUUGCUCAUAUAAAAACAUACGCAAAAUAUCAUGCGAUCGCGUGAAAAUUCUGUUUACGAUUCUCACCGACGAUACCUUAGCGAUUUGGUACACGAAGCCCUGUGUUCCAAUAGCAGCAAAGGUUCGAAGUCUCCAGUGCUUGGAAAAGCAUGGCCAGAACACAGCAGUCGAGUGGAAACCUGACUCCAGCAUGCUUCUGGUGGUUACGACGACUGGAACCUUGUUCAUGUACACUUUGAUAGUGAGCGAUGCUCCAAAGGGAGUCUACAACCAGAAUGAUUCACCGUUUUCUAACCUUCGGAGGGACAGUGCUGAGCUGUUCCUAAAAGAGACCAUUCCGUCUUUAAGACUUUCCCUGACGCAUCAGUUGUCGCUUUAUGUGCCCAUCUCUUGUAUUUCUUGUAUCAACGUUUCACAGAUAAUGGUAGCAACCAAAAACGGUCGCGUGAUUCGUCUGAAUUGGAACGGCAUAGAGGAGCGUGAUUAUGCUCUUGAUUUAAAACGUAUUCCGUUCAGUAUCAAUCAGCAAGUGAGCUACGCCGUUCCCAUACUGGAGAAUAAUACCUACAUAGAGUCUAUUGAUUACUCACCGCUGUUGUGUGGGUUUGCAAUCACGUUGAACGAUGGACGAGCUGCUUUUUUGACUGCAGGAAAUACGAAGUUUGAUCCAAACCAAGUACAAGGCAUUUGGUGUCAAAAUGUGGAUGACGCAACUUGUGCCGUCAUUAAUCACAAAUACCGGCUGAUUGCAUUCGGACGACGCAACUCACAAGCCAACAUGUACGUAAUUGAUGACCUGACCGGUGGGCUUGAGUUGUCGCAUCGGUUGGUUCUCAGUGCUAAGGAUUUUCCGGGAUCGCCCGGUUACGUGAGCGAACUCAAAUGGACCCCAGACGGAUGUGCUAUAAUGAUGGCCUGGAGUAAUGGUGGAAUAUCCCUGUGGAGUACAUUUGGAUCAUUGCUGAUGUGUUCGCUCGGUUGGGACUAUGGACUACACGUAGAUUUAACUAAGAACAACCCAUUCAACAUUAUUAGUAUGGAUUGGUCCACGGAAGGUUAUCAGCUGUUUAUGGUGCGUCAAUUAAAUGAACUUAUUCCAUCCGAAUUAGAUAAGUCAUCGUCCUCUUCGUCGUUGGUGUCCGCAAGUCCCAAUACCUCCACCGGUAGCAUCAAAGAAAUUAGUGAAUCUGUCCACAAACCUACGUUAAAGCGAUCCAACAGUUCUGGAACUAGGACAAUGCUCAUUCAAUUGGAUUUUGUAAAAAGUAUCCUUACGAUUAACCCUUGCAUGAGUUAUAAUUCGUAUUUGUUGUUGCAAGGAGACGAUAAGCUGUAUAUAAACCAUGGAGAUGUUUUACAGAAUAUUUACCAUAAUACGAACGCAUACUGCAAUGAUAGCAAUGGAAAUGCUUAUUCUAAGAAUCUACCCUACACUGGUUUAUCGAAAGAAGAUUUAGAUUAUAUGAGGAAUAUGGAUGAAAAUAAUGCCGAAAAAUAUGUGCAAGUAAAUAGCAUAUUGUCGGAAAGCAAGCACUGGGUGGUUCUAAAUCUUCCAACUGCGUAUACGGCAUCCAAUUGGCCAGUCAGGUACAGUGCGAUUGAUUUUCUUGGGACUAGUGUAGCAGUGGCCGGGCGAACUGGGGUGGCAUUAUAUUCCUUCAGCACCCGCAAGUGGAAACUGUUCGGCAACGAAACCCAGGAGAAAGAUUUCGUGGUUACCGGUGGUCUGUUGUGGUGGAAUGAGUUUGUAAUAAUGGGAUGUUACUCACUGAUCGGUCUUCAUGAUGAACUUCGCAUCUAUUCAAAGGAAAACAAACUAGACAACCGUUUCGCCAGCAUAACAAAAAUGAAUGCUCCAGUGAUGUUGAUCAAUUUGUUCAAAGAUCAAUUGAUCGUGUUCACCGCUGACGGGCAUGUUACCGUUUUCUCAUUGCUGGAAGAUGACAGACAUCAAGUAGAGCUGGAAAAGAUGCACAUUUACGACAUUAAGAAUGUAUGCAUACAUCCAGCGUGUGUGAUUUCGGUACUGAUGACGAACUUGAGGAAUGAAGCCGGUGUCAAAAACAGCUAUGACAACAGUCUGUCGGAAACAUUGAUCCUGAAUGUAUCUGGUCGAGUGCUGAUGGUUCAAACGGAUUAUAUUGGAAACGCCACGUCACAAUUGGCGUCCACGUGCUUGGCUUCAUCGGUGGAAUGCAUAUGGGUGUCCGACUCGAACAAGACUCACAUAAAAGAAUCUCUAUGGUUGUAUUGUGGUGGUCACGGAAUGCGCGUUUGGUUGCCAGUUUUUCCAAGGAAUGGAGAGACCGGAAGUCGAAGCCAUAGACAUACCUUCAUGAGCAAACGCAUCAUGCUCUCGUUCACUCUGAAGAUCUAUCCACUUGUGAUCCUAUUUGAAGACGCGAUGAUUCUAGGAGCUGAAAAUGAUACCGUGUUAUACACAAGUGAUUCGACUCUGUACUUUUCGCUGCCGUAUUGCGCAUUGAAGCGAACAAGCCAAGUAUAUUUGCACCAGAUUCUUCGCCAGUUAAUCCGUCGAAAUCUUGGAUACAAUGCAUGGGAAAUCGCUCGAUGUUGUACCAAUUUGCCGUACUUUCCUCAUUCUUUAGAACUGCUGUUGCACGAAGUACUCGAGGAAGAGGCCACUAGCAAAGAUCCUAUUCCGGAUGCGCUUUUGCCGAGCGUAUUGGAGUUCAUUCAAGAAUUUCCGGUAUACCUGGAAACAGUGGUACAAUGCGCUAGGAAAACUGAAAUUGCUCUAUGGCCAUAUUUGUUCUCGAGUGCUGGUAAACCAAAGGAAUUGUUUCAGCAAUGUAUGGCCGCAAAGCAGCUGCAAACGGCUGCCAGUUAUUUGAUAAUCCUGCAAAAUUUAGAGCCAUCGGCAGUGAGCCGCCAGUAUGCAACACUGCUACUUGAUACAGCAUUGGAACAGAGGAACUGGUCACUGGCGAAGGAUUUAGUUCGUUUUCUUCGGGCAAUUGAUCCCGAUGAUGUGGAAUCGCCUCGUUCGUCGUAUGUGUUCGGAAACAAGUUUGGAAUGAAUGCAGCUGGUCCUUCCGUAUCGCCAAAUGCCGAAGAUCUGAGUCUCAUUUUGGGAAGCAGUAUGACGAGGGGUAGGAGUUUUUCCACAACAGCGAAUCCCAAAUCGAAUGAAACGGUUAACAAUGCAACCAUAGUCAAUAAGGAUAAGAACAUUAUAUUCAACAAUUCAAGCAGUAACAACAAUGUUGAUACCACCGUAGUACAAAAAAGAAAGAAAAGUGUGCCAAAUACUCCUAAGGAAAGGGAUUCAUCUAGUGCUGAGGAUUUCUUCAUCGAUGUCAUUCUACAACGCCACGCACGACGGUUUUUGCAACUAAAGAAACUGGAGGACUUGGGUCGUAUGAGUGCCACGCUGGAUUUCCAUCUAGUUGGAUACCUAACGCGAGAAAAGGAUCGUGCAGCAAGAAUCGAAGACUUCGUUACGGCUUUGAAAACCUUACAUGACGAACUGGAUUGGCCGAAGCCUUGUUUGGAUCUUAGUUUGAUUCAGAACGGGCCAAGUUUACAUCAACCGGAAUCUCCGGCCUCGAAUGUGUCAAACAAGUCCGCGUUUGAUGUUGCCCAAAGAACCGAAGAUUCUGGAUACAAUAGUUUGUCCAUAAACAGGCUGACAGACGGAGGAAUCAAUGAAAGAGGAGAUGACUCCAAAGUGCUGAUCGAUCCGCUGAUUGCUAUGACGAUUGCCAAGUUGGAAGGUGCUGCUAACGAUGGUAAGGAACUGUCCUUCAUCGACACAAAAGAAGCCAACUUAUCGCCCAUGAACGACAAUGUCAGUGUACGAUCGGACCACGUCGUGGCUAAUUGGGCAGAUGACGGAUGCAAUUCAUUGAAUCAAGAAAUCGAAGACAGCUUCAAUAGAGCUAUGGAGAACAUUUCCAAAAACAAUGGAAACUCCAAAAGAGAACAGCAUAAAUUGGAGAUCAAAAUGCGGUAUUUGUUGCAGAUUUUUACGGAAGCCAAUUGUUACGAGUUUUCUUUGUUGUUGUCGGUCCUCUUGCUAGAUGUAGCAUCUGUUUGCCGAAUAACCAAUGCCGCGAUACGAUCGAAAUCCCUCGUGGUAUGUCGUCAAUUGAGAAACGGUCUCAAAGAUAUGACAAGAUGGAGCUUCAACGAGUGUCUCGGUUACCGUCCGUUCAUGAUAGCGUUACAACCCCAGCUGGCUGUGCUUGAUAAAUUUGUGAUUCAACAAGAAGCAAUUCCUUCGCUUACAACAACAACCAAUACUAGUGUGCAAUACAAACUUCCACUGGGUUCAAUCCCCACUGAUUUGGGGGUAAUUCCAGAAACUGGGGCUGGCUCGGUGCAUUCCGGUAAUACCGAUAAUAAUUCCCGUAACAAACAUCCAAAUGUUGCGAUGGACAAAGUUGAUGGAAGGUCACGUCAUCUGUUGGAUAAGAAAAGCAACACCGUGCUGGAGAUCACCUACAAUAAACGGGAUCGUCUAGCAAGCGUCGGAAGUGGUGAUAACAAUACAAGUACGAGUAAUUCUAGUGCUAACAUUCCUAGACAUGCCGGGAAUUUUGUUAGAUCAGUGUCUGACUUGGAGGUGGAGAACAUUCGUAAAAUGGCAUCCGGAAAGGGUGGCGACCGUGGUUCAGUAGCAUCGAUGCCAAUUACUGAAGAACCUGAACGAGCUUCCGGCUGUGUACUGAUGUAAUCGAAAAAAAAACAAUCUAUUGAGUUUAGUUGCAAUUGUAUUUAUUCAAAUGUUUUAACCUAAGAGGAUAGCUCACUGUUUACAAUUCCACUCACAACCUGUACUCAUAUUUAAUUAGAAUAAUUACACAAAUCUAUUAAUACA
Molecule: messenger RNA, 5144 nt
Organism: Aedes albopictus (Asian tiger mosquito)
Lineage: Eukaryota; Metazoa; Arthropoda; Insecta; Diptera; Culicidae
Gene: Rich
Product: guanine nucleotide exchange factor subunit Rich
Exons: 12
Coding region: 267-5000 (1577 amino acids)
Biological process (GO): intracellular protein transport; retrograde transport, endosome to Golgi
Cellular component (GO): cytosol; Ric1-Rgp1 guanyl-nucleotide exchange factor complex; Golgi membrane
Molecular function (GO): protein binding
Source: RefSeq, a predicted model, not a curated record